Anolis carolinensis (green anole) is the source of this 3545-nucleotide messenger RNA. It is a transcript of the gene atcay, whose product is annotated as ATCAY kinesin light chain interacting caytaxin. Gene Ontology annotation, cellular component: cytoplasm. Lineage: Eukaryota; Metazoa; Chordata; Lepidosauria; Squamata; Anolidae. The record is from RefSeq and is a predicted model, not a curated record. Bases 197 to 1363 code for a protein of 388 amino acids. The transcript is spliced from 13 exons. Gene Ontology annotation, biological process: apoptotic process.
AGGGACUCCAUUAAGCGCCUUCAAGACGGAUAUUUCUCUCGAGUCUCCCCUCGAGAGAGACGGUACGGAUUGCGCGAAGCGUCAGACUGGACAAUGGAUUAAAGAAUCGGGGAUGGAAACGCCAUCGGGAUUUGGCUGGCGGCGGCACGGGCUCAACUGAGGCACAUCCGGACCGGGCCGACCCGUUCCCGCCACGAUGGGGACCACCGAGGCCACGCUGCGGAUGGAGAACGUGGACGUGAAGGAAGAGUGGCAGGACGAGGACUUCCCGAGGCCGCUCCCCGAAGAAGCAGGGAUGGACUCCUUGGGCGGCCCGAACGAGACACUCGCUCCUCCGAACACGUUAAAUUUUAGUAACGGGGCGCAUCAUAAGCGGAAGACGCUGGUGGCCCCCGAGAUCAACAUAUCUUUGGACCAGAGCGAGGGCUCGCUCCUGUCAGAUGAUUUCCUCGACACUCCUGACGAUCUGGACAUCAACGUCGACGACAUCGAGACCCCCGACGAGACUGACUCCCUCGAGUUCCUCGGGAACGGGAACGAACUGGAAUGGGAGGACGACACGCCCGUGGCCACCGCCAAGAACAUGCCGGGCGACAGCGCGGACUUGUUCGGGGACGGGGCGGCGGAGGACGGGAGCACCAGCAACGGGCGGUUGUGGCGGACGGUCAUCAUCGGCGAGCAGGAGCACCGCAUCGACCUGCAGAUGAUCAAGCCCUACAUGAAAGUGGUCACCCACGGAGGUUAUUACGGCGAGGGCCUCAACGCCAUCAUCGUCUUCGCCGCCUGCUACCUGCCCGACAGCGGCCUCCCCGACUACCACUACAUCAUGGAGAACCUCUUCCUCUACGUGAUCAGUAGCCUCGAGCUGCUGGUGGCCGAGGACUACAUGAUCGUCUACCUGAACGGGGCCACCCCACGCCGGAGGAUGCCCGGCAUCGGCUGGCUGAAAAAGUGCUACCAGAUGAUUGACAGGAGAUUACGGAAAAACCUGAAGGCCUUGAUCAUCGUCCAUCCCUCCUGGUUCAUCCGGACAGUCCUGGCCAUCUCGCGGCCCUUCAUCAGCGUGAAAUUCAUCAACAAAAUCCAGUAUGUCCACACCUUGGAAGAGUUGGCCCAGAACAUCCCGAUGGAGCACGUCCAGAUCCCGGACUGCAUCCUACAGUUCGAAGAGGAGCGGAACAGGGCCAGGAAAGAAAGGGCGGAAGAGAAGCAGGAAGUGGCCGAGAGAGAGAGCUGUUUCCCUUUGUUUGUUUCCUCUUCCCAUCCAGGCCUGCGCUGCCAGCGGAGGAGCACGAAACAAGCAUGUCGUGAAGAGAGGCCGGCGGACGGAGAGGCGGGUCUCAUGUAUCCCGACCACUUGUAAAUGCCCUUUUCCGGUGUGUGGAAGACCUCCCGUGACCAUCUCAUCCUCACCACGUCAACACAGACGUCCCGGACAACCAACUUUGACGUCUCGGCUCUCUGUAUCUUGGGGAUUUGUUUUUACGCUGCUCGCUCUUCAAGGAGAUACGGGACGGUGAUGGACGAUUCCAUUCUUUUCCCGUUCUCAGUUGUCCAUGAAUAGAAAUGCAAAUAUCUUCGGGGAGGGAACCACGAGGAUGCCGGAAGACCUUGGACAAUCGUCUCCAAGGAUACCACUCAAGCUGCUAACACUUGAGGACACAUAUGUCCUUUAGCAAGCAAAAGAACGGGGAGGAAGAUUUAUCCGAACGGGAAGGAAAAAUAUAUCUAAUGUCACAACGAGGAAUCGAACGGACGUUCUGUAAAAUAUAUCACACUUGUGUAUCCUGCUCUGUUUUCGAAACACUCAGCCCAAGAGACGUUAAACCGUUGGGUGUAAGAACAUGGAAGCGUUGUGACGACCGUGCGGGGAAUCGGACUUCCCGCCUCUCACGGUUUCAUGGACACGCAAAAUCUUUUUCCGAAGCAGGAUUUGGAGACAGGCAUUGAAUUUAGAAUAACCGGAUCGGGCAUACGCAGACAACCCUGCAGGAAAGCACAAGUUUUACCUGUCUCAGGUGUGACAGGUGUGUGAUAGUAGGCAUGUGAAUACCUUAAAACACUCGCCAGUUUGAAUUCUACGUUGUGUCCGAGUUUUGAAGCAAUCGGUGACAUAGUUUGGGAGAUAUGAGGUCCCUCACAAACGGACAUUACAUGUGCAUGUGUGUGUAAUAGGCAUGUCCGAUCAAUGAAAAAAUGUUUCAAUUCUCGUUUCUAAAGUAGGGGGCGCUGGCGCUUCAAUAUAGAAAGUAUUUCCGAUUUUUUUCACCCAAAAAUUUCAGAUAUUUCCGAAAAUUCGUAAUGAUUCUAAAUGUUUCUAAAAUGGCGGACGCGCAUGCGCAAUCACUACACACCGGGCUUGUAUGGCCAUCUUCCUUGUGGACGGAGAGGACAUUAGCCCCCACCUUUGUGUCCAUCGUGGAAGCUUCUGAUUGGCCGGGGAGCGGCAGCCAUGUUAGGCUGCGCUAAGCUCCCAUUCAAGGUAGGUAGCAGAAAUUAAAAAAAAUGUAAAAAAAUAUUUUUAAAAAUAUAUUUUAAUUUUUUGGGGGGGGGGGGGAAUUAACGAAACAUUAAGAGACAAUUAGAGAAUAGGCCAAGAAUGGUUCGAAUUACAUUGCUGGUUGCGCUGUGAGACAAUGUCUCGGAAUGCGUAUCAAAAAGCGAGAACAAUCCGAAAUAAUUCCGAUAUACAAUUCAAAACGAUUUUUUGGACAUGUCUAGUGUGUAAUGUCCGUUUGUGAGGGACCUCAUAUCUCCCAAACUACGUCACCGAUUGCUUCGAAAUUUGGACACAACGUAGCAUUCAAACUGGUGAAUGUUUUAAGAUAUUCGCAUGCCUACUAUCUCACACCUGUCACACCUGGGACAAGUAUAACCAUGCCUCUUAGCUACUGUCGUAGCAGACGGCUCCUUCCCUUAACAACAGGUUGCUUCUCACGUGGACAAUAAUAUGUUCCAUGUGAGACUUGAAGGGAUUUGAAGUAUAGGGCCCAAACUACAAAGUCCAGCAUUUCAUACAACGAGUCUUUAACCUGCCUACGAAAUAUUGGCCAUUGUCAUAUUCUGACAACUUUGGUCGCGAUGGUCGCUCUAAGGGGCAUGGUUUUACCUGUCUCAGGUGUGAUAGGUGUGUGAUAGUAGGUAUGUGAAAAUCUUAAAUUCCAUAUCCGAUUGUACAAUUCCACGACCGUCAUAUCAACGCUUCUUCCUCUCCGAGAGACUUUUUGGGUGUAGUAUGUUACGUCGGAGAAGGGAUUACGUCGAAACAAAUCAUGUACAUACGUGUGCUCUCUUUGUAUAUUCCUCCUUGUUGACCGUAUAGCAUGCCGCUCUCUCUCUCUCUCUCCGAAAGCGAAUUUCCUUAUUGUCGAAAGAAGGCAUCAAAUCCAUAACGUUGAACCUCCUUCCGACCGAUCCGUACUUCUUCUUGUGUUUGUAUUCUCGGUGGUUUUAACUCUAGGGAGAUGCCAUUAACGCUCUAUGAUGGUUGUCGUUCUUUUCCUCCUUCUUGCGGGUAUUAUUUAAAUUAAAAUAUAUAUACGGAA